Molecule: messenger RNA, 1034 nt
Organism: Tupaia belangeri chinensis (Chinese tree shrew)
Lineage: Eukaryota; Metazoa; Chordata; Mammalia; Scandentia; Tupaiidae
Gene: PRXL2C
Product: peroxiredoxin like 2C
Exons: 6
Coding region: 82-525 (147 amino acids)
Source: RefSeq, a predicted model, not a curated record
GCCGCGCCCCUAGCAGACAGACUCGCGCUUUGGCCGACCUGCGCGACCGGAGCCGACCCCUGGCUUUUUCACGCUGGGGUGAUGGCUGCCCCGGCCCUGGUCACACGGCAGGUCAGCGGCUGCGCUGCCCCGGCGCUGGCCCCGACCGGCCCUGAGCGCGGACAACCCCUGGCGGACGCUGUGGCCGAGCUGCCGGUGCUGGACGCCUCCGGGAACCCGGUGCCUUUCGGCGCGCUGUUCCGGGAGCGACGCGCGGUCGUGGUCUUCGUGCGGCAUUUCCUGUGUUACGUCUGCAAGGAGUAUGUCGAAGAUCUGGCCAAAAUUCCCAAGAGUUUUUUGCAAGAAGCAAACGUCACUCUUAUAGUGAUUGGACAGUCAUCUUACCAUCAUAUUGAGCCUUUCUGCAAACUGACUGGUUAUUCUCAUGAAAUCUAUGUUGAUCCUAAGAGAGAAAUUUAUAAAACAUUGGGACUGAAAAGAGGUGAAGAAACUGCCUUCUCAGGAACCAAUUGGGAAGUUGUAUGAACCAAGGAGCAGGUUGCGGCCAGUUCAUGUGAAAUCCAGGAUGACUCACCAGAGUUCGGAUUUGCAGUAUCCUGAGGGCAGUGGGAAAGUCACGCAAGUUUUGAAGCAGAGAAGUGAGACGUCUGCGUGGAAGCUGGAAGUGCCGACUCAGAGCCAACGAUGCUGGCAGUGCGGUUGUGGUAACUGACUAGAAAGAAACCGCAGGCCCUAAGUGGGGAUGGAGCAGCAGGGACGAUCUGAGAACAAUUUAUGCCAUGAUCCCUUGGCUGGUGUUCUUAGAGAAAGCAAGCUAACCUUUAUUAAAAUUAAUGAUGGGGCCACACAGUGCUGCAGCAGUAUUGCAACCCCCUGGGGUGCCAGAUCUACGUGAGGUCACAUGUUUGUGUUCCAGGCCUCCCUGUACAAGCUGAGCACACAAAUGUGCACUUGUGUUCUGGGUUGGCUGAGGAUGGGGUUCUCCCUCUCUUUCUCUCACUCUUUAAAUAAACUUAAAAGAAAUAAAAAACAGA